Molecule: messenger RNA, 4924 nt
Organism: Saccostrea cuccullata (small rock oyster)
Lineage: Eukaryota; Metazoa; Mollusca; Bivalvia; Ostreida; Ostreidae
Product: helicase-like transcription factor
Exons: 32
Coding region: 74-4492 (1472 amino acids)
Biological process (GO): DNA repair
Cellular component (GO): nucleus
Molecular function (GO): nucleic acid binding; ATP binding; hydrolase activity, acting on acid anhydrides, in phosphorus-containing anhydrides
Source: RefSeq, a predicted model, not a curated record
AACAUCAAAAACUGCUGCAGCAGUGAAAAGGGCGGCAUUGGAAUAUCGAAGAAGAAUUUUAUCUAUCUUUCAGAUGGCAAGAACUAAGCAGACAAGCAGGCAGAAUUCAAACAGAAAUUCAUUUCCACGGGCAACAUUUCAACCAGCCCGUCAGAGAAAGCGUCCUAGAAAACCGAGAGCUGAGCGCUUAUGGAUGACCGAAAGAGAAGCGAGAGCCCCCUGGCUUUAUCUGCCAUACCGCUAUGAUCCGUGGAACAAAUCCGACUCGGAUUCGGAUUCAGAUGAUGAGAUGGGUCACGAUUAUUUGGAUGAUGAAAUUCUGUUCGGCAGUCUCCGUGGUAACAUUGUUGGGAUUCGGUAUUAUACAGGAAUCGUGAACAAUAAUGAAAUGGUGGCUUUGGAGAGAGAACCACAAAAUAGGUUUGAUAGAAAUGCCAUAAAAGUGGUCAAUGUUGUCCGUCAACAAGUAGGACACAUUAAACGAGAGCUGGCUGCAGCUUUAGCACCAAUUAUGGACAGUGGUUGGGCCAGAUUAGAGGGGAUCGUUCCGUUUGGGAGUCAGAACCAGUUCAGCAUGCCUGUAGACAUCACUCUCUGGGGAAAACCAGAACACAAGCAGCAAACCAUCGCCAGGCUAGAGAGAAGUGGUAUCAAGAUGAAGGUAGCCAGCGAUCCUGUGGGUGGGGUCGGUGGUUCUAUGGGUGGGGCCUCAGCACCAGGGCCCAGUUCUGGUAUGAUGUAUGGAGUGGUGUCAAACAGGAGAACAUUCCUCACGCCAGCAGAGGUGAAGAAUGAACUUGACAAAUUGUUUGAGAGUUUGAAUGAGGGUGAUAAAACAACCCCAUCUGAGCCAACAGAGGCGAUAUCCAGCGCUAUGUAUAAACACCAGAAGCAGGCUCUACACUGGAUGAUUCAGAGAGAGAACGGGAAUCAACUGCCGCCUUUCUGGGAGAACAGGAAUGGACAGUACUUCAACUCGGUGACGAUCUUCACAACCAAAACCAAGCCGAAGAGUGUUUGUGGAGGAAUACUGGCUGAUGACAUGGGUCUUGGAAAGACACUGCAAACUAUUGCUUUGAUCUUGACAAACUUCAAAGAUGGAAAACCUCUUGCUGUUCCAGUGGCUGGGAAAGUUCGUCAGUCCAAGAUAUUACGAUUGCAGCGCAAAGCUCAGAGAAUAGAGGAUUAUAAAAGCACUCCAAGUAAAGCUAAGAAGUCCUUUGUCAUCAAAGGGGAGCCCAGCGAGAUGUUAGAUGAGAAGAAACCAUCAUUCAGUAGAAAACGUAAAACUCUAGGUGACCUGUCGCGGUACAACAACAACGCUGUGGACGACAUCACGGACGAGGACAGCACUGACCUUGCGGAGGAGGAGUCUGAGGAGGAAGAUAGAAAUGAUGAGCAAGUCAUGUUAAAAAAAGAGGAUCCAGAAUUCAAGUUAGCAAAAGAGGCAAAGAAACUGGAAAAAAUUGCAUCUCCCAUUGCAAGUAGGAGACCUAGAAGAACUGUGAAGAAGCCCACAAGAUAUACCUACAGUAGUGAGGAUGAGGAUAAAGAAGUCGUAGAGAGUCCAAUGAAAAGAGCUAAAGUAGUCCAGAUAGACAAAGAAAAUUGUCUGCAGAUUGAAACAGCAAGAAAAGGUCAAAGACGUGGUAAAGGGAAGGGGAAACAACUCCUAAAAUCUGGUGGACAGAAAUGUGAGGGACAGAUGGAUAAACUGAUUGAGGACACGAUAAGGAUUGACAAAAUCUCUACAGGGGAUAUAGGAAAAGAUCAACAGGAUCUUAAGGGGGAGGACACUACCAAGAUUGGCAGUGUCUUGGUAGAGGGUGGAGGCAGGGGGCAGCAGGUACCACUGAGGAAAGAGGGGGCACCUGUACCACAGAUGGAGGAGGGGACACCUGUAGCACGGAGGGAAGAGGGGGCACCUAUUUGCGACAAUAAGGUACAAGAAUCAGAAAGGAAUCAGAGCAGCCCCAUUGCAGAUGGUAAAGAUAAGGCAUCUUGUGUAGCAGAAACAGGAAAUCAAAGUACUGGAGGGACUGUAACUAAUGCUGAUAAUGAGCAAAUUAAUGCAGUCUUGUGCCCAAAGUUGAAAACGGAGGGAAAAGGAUGUGGACAAAAGCUGGAGAAAGAGUUUAAGUUUUGUACCAUGUGUGGAUGGAAGAUUAACCCAGACAUAUUUAUAGAGAAUGCCAAGAUGUGUCUCAACAAAAUAGAUGAGGGGAAAAUUUGUGAGAACAUUGUCUACCCUCCUCAGAAGUUUUGUUCCAAUUGUGGAACACAGUUGUCAUUUACAGAGAGGACAGUCAUUGGAACAAACUUGGGACAGGUUUCUUCACAAGUAGAGUCUAAACCAAAAACAGAAAAUGAGAAAAACAAAGGAGAGGAGAGGAUACCAACAGCCUCAGCAAAUAAAAAUUUUCCCAGUACAUCAGGACUGAACCCAGAGGCCAGGCCAUUUGUUCCUGGUCAGCCAGUGAUGAUGACUCCAAAGAAAAUGAGAAUUACAUCUGUAUCAGGUGAGGAACUACCUGAUAUACAUGGACCUGAGGAACUCCCCUCUUGCUCAACACCAGGGAGCAGUAAAUGUGGGAAGUUCUCAGGAAGAACCCCGACAACAGGAGCCCGGGCCACACUCAUUGUCUGUCCAUUGUCUGUGUUAAGUAACUGGCUUGAUCAGCUGGAGGAUCAUAUUCACGAGAACAUCCACCUGGAUAUCUACACGUACUACGGAUCCAGCAGAAUCCGCGAUCCAGCCGUGUUAUCCAAACAAGACAUCGUGCUCACCACCUACUCCACUCUCUCAUGUGAUGCCAAGGGUGAUGGAGCUUUGCAGAAGGUGAAAUGGCUGAGGAUAGUCCUGGAUGAAGGGCAUGCUAUCAGAAAUCCCAAUGCCCAACAAACCAAGGCUAUAUAUGCCUUACAAGCAGAGAGGAAGUGGGUUCUUACAGGAACACCCAUUCAGAACUCUAUAAAAGACCUUUGGUCCCUGGUAAACUUUCUCCAGAUCAGUCCGUUCACUGACAGACAGUGGUGGACCAGAGCCAUAGAGAGACCGCUGGAGCAGGGAAAUGAAAGUGCUAUCAAGCGUGUUCAGCAUUUAAUGGGAGCCAUCGCCCUGCGUGUUCAGCAUUUAAUGGGAGCCAUCGCCCUGUAUAAUACAAUUUAUAUGCUGUAUUGGUGCUGUAGGCGUAUUCAGCAUUUAAUGGGAGCCAUCGCCCUGCGUAUUCAGCAUUUAAUGGGAGCCAUCGCCCUGUAUAAUACAAUUUAUAUGCUGUAUUGCUGUAGGCGUGUUCAGCAUUUAAUGGGAGCCAUCGCCCUGUAUAAUACAAUUUAUAUGCUGUAUUGGUGCUGUAGGCGUAUUCAGCAUUUAAUGGGAGCCAUGCCCUGUAUAAUACAAAAUAUAUGCUGUAUUGGUGCUAGGAAUGUGUUUGUGGAGCACGUCAAGCUGUCAGAGGAAGAAAGAUCUGUGUACGAGGCCAUGCAGAAUGAGGGCAAGAUCAUUGUCAGUAGAUAUUUCCAACAAGGCACUCUGCUGCAUCACUAUGGAGACGUGCUGGCUAUUCUGAUGAGACUCAGACAGAUGUGUUGUCAUCCUCUUCUGGUGGCCAAGGCGGCAGCUGCCAUGAAGGAAAUCAUAAAUGAGGCUGAAUCCAGUGGUGGGAUGAACGACGCCCUGAGACAGAAGUUGGUGGACACUCUGAUGAUGGUGCUGAACUCGGGAUCGGACGAGGAAUGUGCUAUCUGUCUGGACUCACUCAAGCGUCCUAUCAUCACACGAUGUGCUCACGUCUUCUGUAGGGGAUGUAUCGAGGCUGUCAUCAAAAAUGAAAUGCUGCAUGCCAGGUGCCCCCUGUGUCGUGGGGAGGUGUCGACUGAGACCCUGACUGAGGUCCCCGCAGAACAAGUACAACAGAGUGCUGCAGAGGCUGCCACACAGGGGGAGUGGAAGUCCAGCACCAAGGUUGAUGCUCUGAUGAAUGGUUUGGUAAAGCUGAGAGAGGAGAAUCCCCGUAUCAAGAAUCUGGUCGUGUCUCAGUUCACCAGUCUGUUGACCCUCCUAGAAAUUCCCCUUAAUGCGCUUGGCUUCAGCUUUGUACGGUUAGAUGGGACGAUGUCAAUGAAGCAGAGAUUGAGGGCGGUGGAGGAGUUUUCUAACCCUGCCCCAGGGUCACCCACCAUCAUGCUCCUCUCCCUGAAGGCUGGUGGGGUGGGGAUCAAUCUGGUGGCAGCCUCAAGGGUGUUCUUAAUGGACCCGGCCUGGAAUCCUGCCUCAGAGGAGCAGUGUUUUGACAGAUGUCACAGACUGGGUCAGACUAAAGAUGUAGUCAUUACAAAGUUUGUUGUUGAAGAUUCUGUGGAGGAGAGAAUGAUGGCUCUACAGGACCAGAAGAGGAAACUCAUGCAGGGGGCAUUCGGUCAGAAUAAACAAAGCGCCGAGGAAAAACGCACCAAUAGAAUUCGAGACAUUAAAACACUUAUGGAUCUGUGAAAAGUAUACAUCAGAUAGGACAGUGAACAGGAUGAUAAAUUUGAUAUUUUUUUUUGAUGUUUGGGAUCUGCAGCUCAGUUUUGGGUGCGUUAAAGACUUUAAGAAACAUAGGAUACUCACCGCUUAAGUUGUGCGUCAAGCAGCAAGGACUAUUUCCUGUGUGUGUUGUUUUUGGAAUUCUUGAAAUCAAACUCAAUAUUUAAAAGCAUUAAUAGAAAUUCCUCCAGCAAUUCAAGUUUUUAGAAAAUGGAUGAAACUAACAUUUCAAGUUCAUUGCAAAAAUAUACUCUAAAUAACAAUUUUUUUCCCGAAAAAUAUUUCUGAAAAUAGAUUUCUUACUAGAAAGGAUUUCAUUCUCUUACAUAUAUGGCAGCACGAUAUAUUUAAACAAAUGACACCUGAUAAAUGUAUGAAUGAAGGGGUAAAACAGCA